GAAUGUGAGUACCCUCAAAAAAUGCCAAAAAUAUGAUUUUUAUCCUUUUUGCGGAUAUAUUCAGUACAGAAAACUGUUGAAAAGUGUGGUUAUAACUUUAAAUAUAAGUUGUAUGCACAGAUUCAUUUUCAUUUUCAGCACAAUUUGCAGAAUUGAAACCCAGGCAUAAACAGUAAUAAUAGUUUAUCAAUAAUAUCAUUUCCCUAUUUCAGAUCUUGAACAUUUCAACUUGUCGCAAGUGAAAAAAUGGCUUCUAGUAGUAGUAGUAGUAGUAGUAGUACACCCUUUACAAGAUCACAGGCCAAAAAGACACUUUGUGGUGUGGACUACAUAGAGAAGGCAGAGUUUCCAAGUGGAAUGCUUCCAACAGGCAAGGACAUCAUACAGAACAUGCUGUAUCUUUUGCAGCCAAAGCGGGCCGGCCAGCCCCAACGAUCAAGGGAUGCAGCAGCUCAGCUGCUUGCUGAACUGGUCCAGGAACACUGGCUGUUUUGCAACCUGUACACCAUCCACACCAGGCACAUAAAGAAGCACAUUUUGAAGCUGUAUGGUGACUUUCUGACUCUGGUUCAGACACGAAAACAGCGACAAAAUGAUAGUUUCUCCAAAAGAGCAGAGACAUUCAACAGUCGAACACUGGAGGUGUUUGACAUCUUCUGUCAGGACCCUGUAAUACGCAGGAAACUGGAGCUGAAGCAUGGUGUAAAGAUGAGUGACAUGGAGUGGAACUUUCUCAGUGAUCAGAGAGCUGAAAGGAAAAUGUACUGUGAAGACUUUGUUGACCGCAAAUGGAUGAAGACAAUGGAGCGCAGGCAAAAGGAGAUGCAAGCCGUUGAUCAAAUGAGAGAAGAAGCUGAAAAAGAAAAGGAGCUGAGCCAGCCAGUUGCCUAUUUUGAGGACAGUGACCAGUCAGAGGAAGGUGACCACAGUAUGGACACAGAUGCGGCCUUCUCAUCCUGUGAUGAAUGCUCCAGUGCAGCUGAGACUGAGGAGACUCAGAGUCAGACAAAGAAGCGCAGGUUGUCUUCCACAGUCACUCUCACUCAACCAGGAGACAAACUGCCCCUAAAAUACCAGCACAUCCGUGAGAGCAUAAGAAAAGUUAGGCCAGAGUUUUAUGAGACUAUUGAUAAACUGAAGAGCUGUUAUCACAUGUCCGAAGCCCAGGCUGAAGCAUCUGUCAUAACGGUCGAAUCCAAGAGUAUCAGGGAAGCCUGCAAGAGCAUCGAAGUUCUGGCACUAGAUGAGAUUGUCAAGGAGAUCAUGAACUCUGAUGAACAAGUUGUGGUGACCUACUCUGAUGAUGGCUCAAAAAAACAGGGUGCUGGGUCAUUUUCUGUGCAGGGAAUCAUGAUCAAUGGAACAUACAGGGCACUACCCACCAUGAGCAUUGCUUCGGAGUCCAGGAAAAACUUAGCAGCUCUCAAAUUGGCAGUCCUUGAGAUUCUGGAGGCAGCAAGUGGUGUCCCAUCCAAAAGUCUGUUCGAGAAAAUUGACUUUGUGAUAACAGAUCAGACAGCACACAAUAUCCAUGUGGACGAACUGGUAGCAGAGAGUCUAGAAUCCGAGCACAUCCCAGACCACCUUUUCUGCAAUGUACAUCCAACUCUGAUGUUCAACCGGGUCAUCACCAAGCAGUGGGCUGAAAUAGAGAACACACUGGGUAGAGACAAGAUCUACUCGAACUUCCUUGUCAAUGCAACAACAACAGCAACUAGUGUCACUGAACAAGCUCUUGACUGCAUGACACGACUUGUCAAUCACGACUUUGACCUCUUUCGCUUCAUGAAGGACCACAAGAAGCUGCCCAUGAACACAUAUGCAGUGAAUCUGAAACUGUACCUCAAAAACAUUACCUCAAAUGCAGAUGUGACUUUGGAUGACUUUAGUAAAGCCAUGGAUACAAUUCUGGCUGACCGAGACUAG
Thalassophryne amazonica is the source of this 1926-nucleotide messenger RNA. RefSeq lists its product as uncharacterized. NCBI's taxonomy places the organism in Eukaryota, Metazoa, Chordata, Actinopteri, Batrachoidiformes, Batrachoididae. The record is from RefSeq and is a predicted model, not a curated record. The transcript has 2 exons. Bases 247 to 1926 code for a protein of 559 amino acids.